Messenger RNA from Canariomyces notabilis, 2790 nucleotides. RefSeq lists its product as uncharacterized. The coding region runs from base 162 to 2615 and encodes 817 amino acids. Gene Ontology annotation, biological process: regulation of DNA-templated transcription elongation; mRNA export from nucleus. NCBI's taxonomy places the organism in Eukaryota, Fungi, Ascomycota, Sordariomycetes, Sordariales, Chaetomiaceae. The transcript is spliced from 4 exons. The record is from RefSeq and is a predicted model, not a curated record. Gene Ontology annotation, cellular component: THO complex part of transcription export complex.
CGCUAACAUCACUCAAUGCAACAACAUAUCCGUAGACCCGUCCCUCUUUUUGUGACCUCCAAGUCGUCGCCUGGCUUAUUUGAGGGGCGGAAGGGCCACCACGAGGGAAUUACGAGCUAGGGACGGAGCCAAUUUAGUCGGCGCUUAUCGAGGCGGCCAAGAUGCCGUCUGCUAUCGACAGCCACGGCAUUGCGGGCGUCGCCGCAGCAGCCGCUUUCCUGGACGAGCAGCUCCAACGUGCCGAAUCUGUCAAGCGAACGGCGUCGAUUGAACCGCCCUUGGACAAGUCUCAUUUUGAGGACCUCAAUCGCCAACUCAGCGAUGCCCUUGGCCCUGAAUUGAUGGCUGAAGAUGCCACCGAUACAAAGAGGACACAGCGCUUUGCCAUCAUCGAGACUGCCGUUCGCGAUACUUUCAAGUCAUUGAUCGCGACGACGCCAAUCGAGUCGCCAGAAUUUGUCCGGGUCUGGAACCUCUUUGACAUCCUGUCCAUCCUCUCCGACAGUGAGCUCUGCGACCCUGCCCUGCUGUUUUGGCUCGUCGAGGAACUGCUCGACAGCCAGACAAUUGCCGGCUGCCGCAGGGUCUUUGACUUCCUUGAGUCACGGAGGGAGCGCAUCACAGCGAAGCAUUUCAAGCAGAAGCAGCUAGUCAUUCUGCGGACAUGCAACGAACUCCUCCGCCGCCUGUCCAGGGCGCUCGACCCGGCUUUUUGCGGAAGAGUUUUCAUUUUCAUGUUUCAGAGCUUCCCCCUGGGAGACAAGAGUUCGGUCAACUUGAGGGGAGAAUACCACGUCGAGAAUGUCACCACGUACGAUAGGGAGCCCCCAGCGAACGGCGAGGCCGACAAGAUGGAUGUGGACACCGACGCAAAGCCGCAGAAAGACAAACCGCUAGAUCCGGACGCCCUGUAUCCCAUUUUCUGGUCUUUGCAGGAAAGCUUCAACCAGCCAAAGAAACUCUUUGACCCCAGCCAUUUCGCCUCCUUCAAGGCCGGGCUCGAGGCCACCAUGGCCACCUUCCGAAGUAUCAAACCCGAGCAGCCAUCGCGGACCAAGGAGAAGCAGGACAGACAGAUGGACGAGGACAAACAGACCCUCAAGCGAAAGCGGGACGACGUUGAGGACGAGCUCGCCGGCGGGUUCAACCCAAAGUACCUCACCAGCCGAGACCUCUUCAAGCUCGAGAUCAGCGACCUGGCGUUCCGCCGUAACAUUCUCGUGCAGGCCCUUAUAGUGAUGGAGUUCCUCCUGUCCCUCUCUCCAAAAGCCAAAGAGAAGCUUGCCAGCGUCAAGACGCCCAACAAGUCGGUAACAUAUUCCGACCAGGUGCUCAGCGAGGACGACACCAAGUGGGUAACGGACAUGAAGGAGGCCAUCAUCGAGUACCUGAAGCAGGGGCUCGAAGGCCCUUACUUCAACCGCAUGGUCGAGACGGUCCUGUCGCGCGACAAGAACUGGGUGCGCUGGAAGAUCGAGAACUGCCCGUCCAUCGAGCUGCCGGUCAUGGCGCCCGACAUGUUUGUUGCGGCGCGCGCCCAGGCGGGGAAGCUGGCCGCGACCAAACGGCUGCGCGCGGCGCCGCUGGGCUCGCUGGCCCUCGACUUUCUUGGCGACGAGGACGAGGAGAGCGCAUUGCGGAGGCUAAAGGACCCGGCCCGCUACAGCCUACCCGAGCUGGCCAGCUUGCGACGGGGGAUUGCCGAUGACGAGUUUGAGAUUGAAAUGCCCACCAACGACGAGACCAAGGCCCAGGCGGCCGAGGGCAAGGCGAGCAAGACGUGGCGCGCGCUCAGGAUUGCGAGCAAGUCCCGCCUGGCGGUAUUCGAUCGGAUUGAGGACGACGACAAGAUCGACGUGGUCUUUGAAGACAAGCCCGUGGCCGAAGAAGAAGAGGCCGGGGCCCGAGGCAACGCCGAAGCGGACCAUGAAACCGCCGUGGUGAACGGAGAAUCGUCGGUCUUCCCUGACGACCGCAGACCGAUCGUCAUUGUCGACGCGGUCGCCUGCGCUUCUUCGUCUUCCUCGUCCUCCUCAGCUGGCCCCCGGUCGGGCGUUGCUGGUGAGCUGAUUGCCAAAUACCCCGGGACGUUUGCCCGCGUGCCUGUGCACGUCACGCGCCGGCCGCGGGAGGGAGAGGUAGACGGGUCCAACUGUCAUUUCGUCGAUGUACAGGCCUUCAACGUCAUGCGGGACGGGGACCAGUUGUUGGAGUUCAGCGGGGAAGGCGAUGAGUCCCGCGGUACGAGCAAAAGAGCGGUGGAGGGGAUUGUGGACCGCGGCCGGGUGCCAGUCAUGGACUUGGAUCGGGAGGGGGCGCAACAGGUCAAGGACAAUGGGUUCGACGCCAGGUUCAUCUUUGUGCGGCCGCCGGCCUCGGAUGCGCUGCAGAUGAGGCUGAAGGAUGACAGUAUGGAUGAGGAACAGGUUCAAAAGACGCUUCAAGCGGCGGCGGAAAUGGAAGAGGAAGCCAAAUCUGGCGGGUUCUAUGAUUCAGUUGUCGAAGCUGGGCUGGAGCCGUUAGAAGCGGUCGUAUUUGCAUCCGAAGGGGGUGGGCGGGCCGCAGCAGCGAGAGAGACCGGGGAUACGGCUAUGGAGGACGGGCCUCCCUCGUAAAGGGGCAUCGUUCAAUUGUUUAGGGGCCGGGAGUUGUAUAACGUUUGGUUGCGGCGAAACUACCUGGAUGACCUAGCGGACUGGUCAAGUCAAUCGUAGAUUAUUUUUGAGGCAAGCUCUGCGUACGAUAGCAUGAUACCCAGGGAGAGACAAGAUGAGCAUAACAUGACUUUGU